Lithohypha guttulata is the source of this 330-nucleotide messenger RNA. RefSeq lists its product as uncharacterized. The transcript has a single exon. NCBI's taxonomy places the organism in Eukaryota, Fungi, Ascomycota, Eurotiomycetes, Chaetothyriales, Trichomeriaceae. The coding region runs from base 1 to 330 and encodes 109 amino acids. The record is from RefSeq and is a predicted model, not a curated record.
AUGGCCUCAACACGCGCCUCAACAGGCAGCUCCAAACCACGCAUCGCCGCCGCAGUCUCAACCACUCCCGAGCGCAAGCGCAAAGCCACAACCACUUCGACCACCGCAACCAAGAGACCCACCACCACCAAGAAAAGCACCACAGGCGCAGGCGUAACCAAGAAACGCGCUCCAAAUACCAGCCACAAGAGACAGCCACCUCUCAAGGAUAAAGUCGAGGGUGCGCUUGAGAAGGCUGAAGGCACAAUCACGAACAAGCCAGGGAAGAAAGCUGCUGGGGCGAAGAAGAUGAGGGGAACGGACGGGAAGGGAGCGAGGACGAGGAAGUGA